Messenger RNA from Nannospalax galili (Upper Galilee mountains blind mole rat), 1613 nucleotides. RefSeq names its product stearoyl-CoA desaturase 5 (gene Scd5). The record is from RefSeq and is a predicted model, not a curated record. Lineage: Eukaryota; Metazoa; Chordata; Mammalia; Rodentia; Spalacidae. Bases 102 to 1202 code for a protein of 366 amino acids. Gene Ontology annotation, biological process: lipid metabolic process. The transcript has 5 exons. Gene Ontology annotation, molecular function: oxidoreductase activity, acting on paired donors, with oxidation of a pair of donors resulting in the reduction of molecular oxygen to two molecules of water.
CUCCCUCCAUGACCCUCCCUCCGGGUCCCUCCUCCCCGCCGCUCCCGCCCCUGGCUCUCAGCAGAGGAGCUGCGCUUUGACAGGUGACAGGCCAGCAACAGAUGCCAAGGUCUGCAUCCUUGGGUCACUCUGAAGAGAGAAGGAGCCCGAGAAGAGGACAGGGAAGAGGGGCGCGAGGAGGAUCCCACAGCUACGUCUCCCAAACCAUGCCAGGCUCCGCCACGGACGCGGGCAAGGUCCCCUUUUGCGAUGCCAAGGAGGAAAUCCGUGCGGGGCACAAGGGAUCGGCGGCGGGCGGAGGUAGCCAGGAGAAGCUGGGCGAUCGCGUGGAGCAACUGAGCAUCGUCUGGAGGAACGUGGUCCUGAUGAGCCUGCUGCACUUCGGGGCGGUGUACUCCUUGGUGCUCAUCCCCAAAGCCAAGCUGCUCACUCUGCUCUGGGCCUAUUUCUGCUUCCUCCUGACUGCUCUGGGUGUGACGGCUGGUGCCCAUCGGCUUUGGAGCCACAGGUCCUACAAGGCCACACUGCCCCUCAGGAUAUUUCUGGCAGCUGCCAACUCCAUGGCUUUUCAGAAUGAUAUCUUCGAGUGGGCCAGGGAUCACCGAGCCCACCACAAGUACUCAGAGACCGAUGCAGACCCCCACAAUGCCCGCCGAGGCUUUUUCUUCUCCCAUAUCGGAUGGCUGCUGGUGCGUAAGCAUCCCGAUGUCAUUGAGAAGGGCAAGAAGCUUGAUGUCACUGACCUGCUUGCUGACCCUGUGGUCCAGUUCCAGAGAAAGUACUAUAAGAUCAGCGUGGUGCUCAUGUGCUUUGUAGUCCCAGCACUGGUGCCCUGGUACCUCUGGGGAGAGAGUCUGUGGAAUUCCUACUUCUUGGCCUCCAUUCUCCGGUACACCAUCGCCCUCAAUGGCACCUGGCUGGUCAACAGCGCUGCCCACAUGUAUGGAAACCGGCCCUACGACAAGCACAUCAGCCCUCGGCAGAACCCACUUGUUGCUCUGGGUGCCAUUGGUGAAGGGUUCCACAAUUAUCAUCAUACCUUUCCCUUUGACUACUCUGCAAGUGAAUUUGGCUUAAAUUUCAACCCGACCACCUGGUUCAUUGACGUCAUGUGCUUGCUGGGGCUGGCCACCGACCGCAAACGGGCCACCAAGUCGAUGAUCAAGGCCCGCAAAGCCAAGACUGGAGAUGGCAGUGCCUGAAGGCCGAAUGCCAUCCAAAGCAUCAACUCGACAUUCAGCUAGCAGUGCUGUCAGUACAACCCUCUUGCUCACUGGACUGACUGCAGGACAGGGUAGAGGGUAGGGAGGGAAUGGAAUCUAUGAGGUUUGGGAUGUUUUGUUUGUCUUAAAUGGUGUCAACUAUAACUAUCAAUGAAAAAUAAUCAACAUUAGAACUAUGAUUUAGCGUUAGAAUGUGGACAUGAGAUGCAAUCACUGUAGCGGUAAUCAUCAAACGUGCAUUGUUCUGUGCUGGAACAUGCUAACCCUGACAGGCUGAAGAUGAAAUUCUCGUGGUGGGACUUAGGCAUUUCUUUUAUUUCAUACUCAUAAACAGAGCCUUGUUUUUAGACACGUCUGAAGGAGCAGAGAGGCAGGGUAGAAGACAAAAGA